Molecule: messenger RNA, 1120 nt
Organism: Eupeodes corollae
Lineage: Eukaryota; Metazoa; Arthropoda; Insecta; Diptera; Syrphidae
Exons: 2
Coding region: 323-925 (200 amino acids)
Source: RefSeq, a predicted model, not a curated record
UUGGACCGUUCACCCCUACGAUGCUGUUGCUUGUAAAUCAAAACUGUUCCCGUUGUUAUUAUUGUUUUGGUUUCGUCGAAUUUGAGGUUAGGUUAUAAAGUCUAUCGUAAUUUUGUAUAAAUUCGCUUCCCAAAUUAAAUGAAAUACAAUUUUAAAGUGGAAUUUAAAUGUAUGGAUUAAUUGAACACAUACAUAAGUUACUCAAAAUAUAUGUAAUAGUUUUCGUUUAAGAAUUAAAGUAUCAAAGUUUUAUUUAAUAAGUUAUCAACAAAAUUAAGCAGCAAGUCUCCUCCCAAGUAAACUGAAAAGACUCACUCUCACAAUGUAUUCCGCCGACACUUCCACUUUAAAUAAUUCCGACAAGGAUACAAAUGUUUUUCUUAAAUGUCUAUCGAAAUAUUAUGAAAACGAAUUCGAAGAAAAUGGUUCAAAUUAUCGUAAAGUUGUACUUCGUGAUGCCAUAGUCAAGGCUUAUAACAAGAAGUUCAAAACAAAAUUAAAACCAAUUGAACUGCUGGAGCAGUUGAAGAUGAAUGAAAAAUCUUAUCAGCCAUACGAAUGGCAGAAGUUGUUUUUGGACGUAUUCAAUGAAGGACUCGAUGAACCCCUCAAAGAUUAUAAACAAAAUCAACAAUAUUCGAAUGUAAUAAAACUACCUGAAAUUGCAAACAAUGCCGAAAAGAAAUCUGGAGGAGUUGCUGCAAAAAGCUCGUCUAGCGGAGUGGCUUCAAUUGAAUGCAAACCAGAUCUCCCAAUAGCUGCCCAAGAAAUUGACUACAAGUCUAUGUCAGUUUACGAACUGAAACGAGCACUUUUGGUUUCAAAACUAGAAAUGCUGGAAGCCCAGGAGGCUUUGAAGAGAACCAAGGAAGAAAUAAGAUUGAACGAGGAAGAACAUUUAAAGCGAAACGAAGCUAAGCCAUGAGUUUUUUUUUCAUUUCUCUUUUAUUUAUUUUUAUAAAAUAGUUACCUAUCUUUUAAGUUUAUGUAAAAAUAAAUGUUAUUGCUUAACUUUUAUUUUCUUACAAUAGAUGGGUACAAGUUUUUGUAUGGACUUAACCCAAUGAAAUGUAAUUUUAAGUUUCUAUUUUUAUAAAGUUUGUGUUCCUACGUCUGAAUA